Molecule: messenger RNA, 2359 nt
Organism: Mus caroli (Ryukyu mouse)
Lineage: Eukaryota; Metazoa; Chordata; Mammalia; Rodentia; Muridae
Gene: Ccdc116
Product: coiled-coil domain containing 116
Cellular component (GO): centrosome
Source: RefSeq, a predicted model, not a curated record
GCUUUAAAGGGUGCUGAAUGAGCGAACCCCUAGAAGCACAGCAGAGACUCUGAGGAGUCUGCAUCUGUGCUGUGGGACCUGAAAAAGGAAGCAGAAAACAAAUUUAAUUAUCCACAUCAUGGCGAGGUGCCGCCACCACUCAGGAUAUCUGGCUGACGACGAGGCUGCUCACAGCACCUAUGUGGCUCCGCUGCCCAAGAAGCAUCUGUUGCCAGAAGUGAGGCCAACCUGCAAGCUUGGGCGUGUACCACACCUACCGUCAAUGAACCAAUACUCAGAGCACCAAGGCCACCAGCAAAACCUUAGGCACCCUCUGGCAUUUGGUGGCUUCCUGGAUUUCCUCACUGAGGGUCAGGUACUGGACAGCUUGCAGACAGUUGUGGAGCAGGCAACAGAACGUUUGGCUGCCAUGAAGACAGAGGCUGGCGUGCCACUGGUGGAUAUUCAAGACCCCGUGAAGGUGCCAAGUAGUAGGCAUCGGUCUCGAGCCAGACCCAGCAUCGACACUGUGCACCGGCACCGUACUCGGCCCACCCUGUGUGCUGGACGCCCAAACAAUUACCCAUCUUGCUCCAGUUCCAUGUCUGAUUCCCAUAGCAGCAUCACAGCUGGAUGGCUGGGGUCCCACAGCCAAGACAGUGACCUGGGUGCCAGAGGCAUAGGCUCACUGCCACCAAUGAGGGACAAACUCCUGCUUGAGAAAAACCUCAAGAGGCUACUCCGCCUGGAAAACAAAGGGAAAGUCCUGAAUCAAUCCUGCUCCCAGAGGGAUUCCCUGCUGUGGGACUCACUGGGCAGCCAAACCAGCAGUCAGUGGACCCGGGAGCAGCCCCUGUCUUGGUUCUCUGGGCUAUUGGGCUCCAGUUCAAUCACCCCUGAAACUUCAGAUUUGGGACUUGGAGAACAGGAGAUGAUUUUCCUCAAACAAAAGUUAAACAAGGAGAUGAAGUCACUGCUGAACCAGCCAAGACCCUUCAACCUGCCUACCUAUUGUCCACUCAGGGAACCCCAUCAUACCCUGGACUUCCUGGCUGAGCAUCGUCUCUUUCCUGCCCUGCAGCGUGUAGUCAGCCAGGCUGUAGACAAGCUCAGCCAUGCCUGCCGCCACAAUGGCUUCCCCCUCUUCCCAGUUACCUCAGAGACCACUCCAGAUCUGCCUGGAAACUCCGAUCUUCUGCAGCCCAGCUCUAAGGCUUCCAUACCCACCAACAGGGAGGCUAGGGGAGAGCCUUGUGAUUCUCCCACCACAGCCUACAGCCCUAAGACAUCUCACAGAAAAAGCAAGGGCAGAAGGGGCUCCCCACCUAAUGCAGUCCAGAUGGCUACCAGAUUCAGGCUCAAGAGCCCCAACACCAAGUUUUCGAAGAAGAAGCCUCUGCCCUCCAUCUCAUCUGUUUCCAGCUUGUCCUACAUCUCUAACCCCUGGUUUGAGGAACUCACUAGCUUCUUGGUUGAGCAGGCAGUCUCCUUGCUUAUCUGCAAAUACAAGUUUGAGGAAAGCCUCAAUAAGCAACUUGGCUUCAUCUCUUUUCCUAUCACUGAGGUUCUCAUGGACAUCUUUCUGGGCUUCAAGAAGGUGAAGGGUGCCCACAUCCGCCUGUCCUCAGACAUCAACUGGACCUGUCUUCUUCGUAAAUUGGAAGAAGCUGAGUUGUCACAGCAGGCCCUAAAACAUGCCUCCAGGUCAGGAACCUCUCCACAUAGUGUCUCCCGUAUUGGCACCACCCAGCAUAGCACAGAACCCUCCUCCAUGCAACCGGAGCUUACUGGUGACACAGACCAGGACCAAUCUCCAGAGUCCUACCUCUCCCUCCACCCUGAGUUGCCAAUCUACCAGCUGCUCAACUCUCAGGAUCCUGGAACAGGUCAGGAACAGACAGCGAACACAAACCUGUCAGAGGCCAAGCACUCUAUAAUCUCCAAUGUUAGUGUGGGCUCUAGAUCUUCCAAGACCAAGAAAGUGUUGAACACUGAAGAGGGUGAGGACGGUGAGGAGGAGGAGGAGGAAGAGGAAGAGGAAGAAGAGGAAGAUGAGGAGGAGGAAGAUGAGGAAGAUGAGGAAGAAGAGGAAGACAGAGGAAGUAAGGAGGAUGACACCAAAGAUUUUUUUGAGGGUGAACACACACCUCCUAGUCCGCCUUUGCAUGAGUUGGAGAACUUUAUGAAUAUAACCACUGUAAUGAGCCCCAAUAACUCCCCAUGAGACCUCUGUGAGCCACAUAGAGUACUCCAGUCCUAUCCGAGUAGCUGGCCACCCAGCCAGUCCCUGUCCUGAGUGGAGGUCAGGAUGACUGGGUGCUCAGGAGGAGCUCUGCUAGUAUUAUCAAGGGAGCCAAAGAGCCAAAUGGAAAUAAAUGAC